Molecule: messenger RNA, 4527 nt
Organism: Talpa occidentalis (Iberian mole)
Lineage: Eukaryota; Metazoa; Chordata; Mammalia; Eulipotyphla; Talpidae
Gene: PKNOX1
Product: PBX/knotted 1 homeobox 1
Exons: 11
Coding region: 852-2162 (436 amino acids)
Biological process (GO): angiogenesis; regulation of transcription by RNA polymerase II
Molecular function (GO): DNA-binding transcription factor activity, RNA polymerase II-specific; RNA polymerase II cis-regulatory region sequence-specific DNA binding
Source: RefSeq, a predicted model, not a curated record
GCCAAGUCUGGGUCAGGAUUCACUGAUAGGCUCACAGAGGUCCGGGGCCUCUGUCUUCAGUUUGGGGGCAUAAGGGCAACUUUGUGAUGGGUCCCUAGAGCCUCCCCAACAGUGAUUGCCUGUCCCCUCCCCUCUCCCAUCUUGGGGACGCCCUGCCAGGAAGUGACCCUCCUGUUCGUGACCCUCAGAGGCAUGGAUGAGGCUGACCCUCCCAGGCCCUCCGCUCCCCUGGUGGCUUCUCCCGUGGCCUCUCCCGCAGUCUUGUGACUUCACAUGCUCCGUGGUGUCCGGGGCUGCCGAGCAGGCCCGCAGACGGCAGCGAGAGCAGCGGUGCUAUGUUGACUCACGGCUCUGGUGACCAGAUGCCUGAAUCCAGGUGUUGAGGGGCUGGGCUACCUCGGAGGCUCCAGGGGAGGACCCUUCCUGCCUCUUCCAGCUCCCAGGAGGCCUGGUGCCCUGGGCUAGUGGGUACCCACCCAUCUCUGUCCCGUCUUCACCGUUCCACGUCCCUGUGGGCCUCACGUCUGCCCCAUAGAGGACAGGGAAUUGAGGGCCUCGAGAUCCUUGCCAUCUGCAGACCCUACUUGUAAGCCAUCCCCAUUGGCAGGACCUGGGGGAGGGCUGGGCCCGUCUCAGAGCGACUCUCCACAGGAGCGGGCCGUCCCCAUGGCCGCCGGGUUGACGGUGGUGGCCCUUGUUCGCCGUUUCCUCCCGGACAUGCUGCUCUCUCCACAGGCGGAAGACCCCGCGCCUCGCCGUCGGCCCCUUGCAGGACGUGCGGCCCUGCUCCGCAGGUGCCCUCUGCUCUUGGCUCAAGAUGAUUUGAUGUUCGCUGCCAUAGCUUGUUCACCAUGAUGGCGACGCAGGCGCUGAGCCUGGACGGCUACCAGGACGGGCAGCAGAUGCAGGUGGUCACCGAGUUAAAGACUGAGCAAGACCCCAGCUGCUCUGAGCCUGAGGUGGAAGGGGUGAGCCCUCCCCCCGGGAGCUCGCAGACACCGAUGGAUGCAGACAAGCAGGCCAUUUACAGGCAUCCGCUCUUCCCCUUGCUGGCUUUGUUGUUUGAGAAGUGUGAGCAGUCCACACAGGGCUCGGAGGGCACCACGUCUGCCAGCUUCGACGUGGACAUCGAGAACUUCGUGAGGAAGCAAGAGAAGGAGGGGAAGCCCUUCUUUUGUGAAGACCCGGAAACUGACAACUUAAUGGUAAAAGCAAUCCAGGUUUUGCGUAUUCACCUCCUUGAGCUGGAAAAGGUCAAUGAACUCUGCAAAGAUUUCUGCAGCCGGUACAUCGCCUGUCUGAAGACGAAGAUGAACAGCGAGACGCUCCUGAGUGGGGAGCCUGGCAGCCCGUACUCCCCCGUCCAAUCCCAGCAGAUUCAAAGUGCCAUCACCGGCACGCUCAGCCCCCAGGGAAUCGUGGUGCCUGCCUCUGCGCUGCAGCAGGGAAACGUCACCAUGGCAACCGUGGCAGGUGGCACAGUCUAUCAGCCUGUCACAGUUGUCACUCCGCAAGGCCAAGUAGUGACACAGGCCUUGUCACCCGGGACCAUCAGGAUCCAGAACUCCCAGCUUCAGUUGCAGUUGAACCAGGACCUGAGCAUCCUGCAGCAGGACGACAGCUCGGCCAAGAACAAACGGGGCGUCCUGCCCAAGCACGCCACCAACGUGAUGCGCUCCUGGCUCUUCCAGCACAUCGGGCAUCCCUACCCGACGGAGGACGAGAAGAAGCAGAUUGCCGCUCAGACAAACUUGACACUUCUCCAGGUCAACAACUGGUUCAUCAACGCCAGGAGGCGCAUUCUUCAGCCCAUGCUGGACUCCAGCUGUUCAGAAACUCCCAAAACAAAGAAAAAGACUGCUCAGAACAGACCCGUCCAGAGGUUUUGGCCCGACUCCAUCGCCUCUGGCGCCGCGCCGCCGGCCCCCAGCGACCUGGCCAUGUCAGAAGGAGCUGUGGUCACCAUCACCGCGCCCGUGAGCAUGAGUGUGGACAGCCUGCAGUCUCUGUCCUCGGACGGGGCCACGCUGGCCGUGCAGCAGGUCAUGAUGGCGGAGCAGAGCGAGGACGAGUCUGUGGACAGCACGGGGGACGGCGGGGCAGCGCUGGGCCCUGGCCACAUUGGCGGGCUGGUCCUGGAGAACAGCGACUCCCUGCAGUAGGCGGGCCGGCCGCCUGGAUGGCUGCGGGUGGCAGCAGGCGCCGCGCAGCCAUGCCCGAUGUUUUGUAUUAGAUGUAGGAGCGUGCACUUUUGUACCCAGUCAGCUUCGGAGCGUGCUUCCGGGCUGCGCCUUCGCCGGGCGCAUGCGUGCGUGUGUUGGGUUUGUGCGGAAGUUCUUUACAGGUCUGACUCUAGACGUGUGCGGGCACCGCUCGCCCUGACCAGGUUGAGAAGGGGCGCUGCUGUGUCUGGGGGACGACGCAGCGUCCCUAAGUUCCUGGUUCAGAAGGGCCCGGGGCCGACGCCUUUUUGUAGCCCUUGGACUCGAGAGAGGCCUCUGCACGCCGAGCCUGCCGUGGUGGCGGGCGAUCUGAGCUGCGGGUGGCAGCUGAGGACGCCCGGGUCCCCGACUUCAGCGAGCCUGUUUGAUUUGCUGUAUAGAAGAAGAAACUCCUAUUUUUACCUUGCUGGAAUUAUUGGAUAAAAAGCUAUUUUUAUAAAUUGGUUAUGAAUUGGAUUAUGACUAUAUUGAAGAUAAAAUUUCUAGAGAAGAAACAAUAUGUGCUUACUAUUCAAUUUGGAAUGUUCUGGAUUGGCCAAAUUUAAUGAACCUGCCCAAAGUUUGCUGGCAUUCUGUGGUUUUCUGCUACCCCAGAGUAGUAAAUGGCAUUUACUACUGUAAAAGAAAACAUUGGUAUCUUCAAAAUACCAUUUAUUUGUAAUGCUCAGACUGCAUUUUACAUUGACCCAAGCAUGUGUCUGAAGGUUUUGCUACAUAGGACUUAGGUAAGUUGCGUGAACGGUUGCAGUGAUCAGUUCCCAGUUCCCACCAUACCUGCUUCAGUCUGAUUUCAACCUGACUGCAGUUGAAUGGCUCCCAGGCCAUGUUAGCUGUGCACUGUUUUAGGGUUUUUAGCCACCCACAUGUUAUGCAUAGAAGGUUUGUUCUAACUAACACACAGUGGCCCCGCCUGGUGGCACAGAACAAGGCCCCCUGCCCCCCUGGGUCCACCGCCAGCUGCUGCCCCUUGCUGGCCAGAAGGCCGCUCAGCUGCCGGCUCACACGCUGAGCUCUGGUCCUGCCUGGACACACUCUCCCGCAGGGGAUGUCCAGAGCCCUCGACUCCGACGUGGCCAUGUGGGGUGCGGAGCUCCCUUGGGACCGAGGCUUCCGGUGACCAGGCUAGGCGAGCGUGGCCCCUGUUCCGUGGACUUCAGUUUUGAUUUGUUCCCGCUUCCGUCGGCAGAGGGGAUCCCCACGUGCAGGGAGAGGCUCUGCCGUCCUAGGGGCUCCCGGCCCGUGGGCCUCUGGGGGCCUGGCUGUCGUCCGUCCUCCAGGGUCAGCGGCCGGCAGCUGUGGACCAGCAUUACACUGAGGGAGACUUUGAGUUAACAAAGAUUUUUUUCCUGGAACUGACAUCCCCCCGAAAAAAGUGUAUUAAUUAGAGUUAAUUACACGAGAGUGCUUCACAGAUAACUUUGAAGGCAGCACAAAAUAUGUAGAAAUUUCUUUUUAAAUAUUUCGGGAGCUUUAAAAGAAAAAUUCGACUAUCGGCUCUUUUGGGGAAAAAAUAACAUUUUUAAGCAACUAUUGCAUUCCUUAUUUGUAAACCGUUUUUACUAUUUUAAGUCAAGUCUGCAUAAAUUUAAAAGGUCAUUUUAACUUAAAUUGUCUUGGUUGGACUUCUUGAAAAUGAGGCCCUGUGCAAGCCAGCCCUCCCCCCGUGGACUCCCCUCUGGUGGGAGGGACGCACGGGGGGCUGCGGGGAGGGGCCGCGGUGGGCACGGCCUGAGGCCCGUCCUCUGGUCCCUUGAACGAGCUGGGCCCUCGGGCAGCCGUGACGGGCCGAGAGCACCUGAAACGCCUGCGCUGAGCUGCAUCCGGCACGGGCAGCUCUACCCCCGUCUGCCGCUCGGGAGGGUCCUGGAGGGGUGCUGGGCCCGUGCUCCGGGGCGGGUGCUUCCCCGGCCCCAGACCAGCUCCAGCCGGGCCCCCCAGCUCCGGGCUCCAGGUAGUGGCGCGGCCUCACUGCGUAGGGACGGGCUUACCCUCCAGGGUGGGACGGGCCUGUCCUGCCCGCGGACACGGUGCCAGGCGGCCCCUGCCGUGCAGAGCGGGCACCUGCCUUCCCACAGGCCGCUCCGCCGCAGCGGAGGCCUCUGCCGCCAGGGACCGCGGCCCGCAAGCCCCUUCUUCUGGGCCUGCUUGGUCUGGAGCUGACAAUCUUUAAAAUGUGAAUACUGUAACAUGUUUUCUCGGAUUGUUGUCUUUAAAAGGGAUUUUUGUGAAGCAAUUGAUUUAUCCAAGCAAAAAAAUUAAAAAUAGAAACACGCCUUACGGACGUCUUAUUCGCUAAACUCCUGUC